Messenger RNA from Manduca sexta (tobacco hornworm), 2492 nucleotides. RefSeq names its product lysosomal-trafficking regulator. Lineage: Eukaryota; Metazoa; Arthropoda; Insecta; Lepidoptera; Sphingidae. The coding region runs from base 210 to 2492 and encodes 760 amino acids. The transcript is spliced from 17 exons. The record is from RefSeq and is a predicted model, not a curated record.
AAUAAAUAGGUCCGUUGUGUGUUGAGGUGCCGCCGCUGGUGUGUCCCUCGGGCAGCAGCUCGGCGGAGUGCUCGUCGAGCGAGGAGAGCGCGGCGGCGCCGUACGCCUCCGAGCACAGCGAGCCGCCCGCGCUGCGCCCCGACGAGGGGUACGAGGCUGAUGUGGAAGUGGGCAAGUUGGAACUACACCAGUCGUACAAGGCGCGCAAGAUGUCCACCUCGAUGUCAACCGUCACCUCCGAUUCAGGCGUGCAGUCGUCGCCGGCGGACGCGCUGAGCGUGGAGUGCGGCGAGUACACCAAGCGCGCCGAGCUGGCGCACCCCGAGCUCUGCGUCAUCGUCGUCGACAUACUCACGCAGCUCAUCGACAAACUGCUGGAGUCGAAGUGCAGCGAGGAGUCUGCGGUGAGCAUCGAGCGCGUGGGCGCGCAGCUCGCGCGGGCGUGCUGCGCGCGGCUGGCGGGCGCGGGCGCGGGCGCGGGCGCGGGCGCGGGGCGGGGGGCGCGCGCACCGCCGCUGCUGCAGCGCCUGCUCGCGCCCGGCCGCGACCAUCUGCUCGCGCAACACCAUCCCAGGUUCCACGAGCUGCAGCGUUGCGUGCUGGAGCUGAUCCAGGCGCUGGCGGCGCAGAGCGUGAGCGCGUGGGAGCUGGCGGCGCUGCUGCGGCUGGUGCUGGCGCCGCGGCCGCCGCUGGCGCUGCUGCUGCCCACGCUGCGCCGCCUCGCGCACCACCAGCCAGCGCACACGCCAGACUACAUACUCACCUUCCCCGUCGACACCGACAACAAGGAAGCUAUGCAAGAAAUGUACGAAGAAAUAAACCAACUGGGAUUAAAUAAUAUAUCACAGACGAGCUUGGAUGAAUCUGCCAAAAUAUUCCAAGAUUCACAUUUGAAGGCUGCGGCGGUGCGGGCGCGCGCGUCGAGCGCGGGCUGGGCGCCGUGGGCGGCGGGCUUCUCGCUCGCGCUGUGGCUGCACGCGCCGCACCACACCGAUGACACAGCGGAAACAAAUGACGAAUCAUCAGACAACGAGUCGACGAAGCGGUCGCCGACGCGAGAGCCGCGCGGCCGACACACCGAACUGUCGCAUGUGGUGUCCAUCGGACACGACUCGCUCAUGUUCGAAUUAUGGCUACAAACUAGCACCGGCGUAUUUACCCUGCGGCUGAGUCGGCCGGAGAGCAGCGGCUCGCGCGUCAUGAGCAGCGCGCGCAUGGCGUGGGGCGGCGCCGCGCACGCGCAGUGGAACCAUGUCGCGCUCAACGUGCGCGAGCGCGUGCUCAAGCGACACAUGUUCAUUGAGGUCACAUUAUUCAUUAACGGAUAUGAGACCGAAUCCGUUGCGCUUCCAUUACAAGGCAUCCUGGUGCGGAAGGUGCUGCCGACGAACGUGUUGAUCGGCCACGCGUGCCGCGGCGGCGCCGGCGCCGGCGGCGGCGUGUACCACCUGGCGCACGUGGUGGUGUACCGCGCCGCCAUGCUCACGCCGCACACCGCGCUGCACCUCGCCGCGCACGGGCCCGACCACUCCUGCCAGAUCAAGUGUGAAUCUCCCAACUAUCCCCUUAUAUUGACACCAAAUAUUCUGGAUUCAAAUAUCGACUGGGAUCACGUGUAUGACAUAUCCAUGGCGACGUUGCGUGAGCUGCACGAUAACGUGGUGUUGACGUUCUCCGCGAGCUCGCCCUACAUCAUGAACCUGUACCACCAGACCGUGGCGAUGCCUACAGUGUUCUCGGGGCGCGUGUCGGUGGCGGGCGUGGCGGGCGUGGCGGGCGUGGCGGGCGCGGCGGGCGGCGCGGCAGGCGCGCGCGCCUCCAUCCCCGAGACGCUGUGCGCGCGCUGGGCGGCCGCGGCGCUGCGCUCGCGCCACCAGGGGCUCGCGCCCGCGCUGCUGCACCUCGGCGGCCCGCACGUGCUGCUCUACUUGUACGCACGGGUGGUAGAACUGGACGCCACCCCAGCUGAGCAGGCGAUGGCGCUAGGAAUCCUACUGCGGGCGUGCCGCGUCGACAACCGGCUAUACGCAAUGUUCUACGGCAGCGACUCGCUCGAAAUGCUACUUACUGUAUUCGCCUCGCCUAAGCAUGCUCACGUAACGCAUCAUCUGCUGGAGGUGGUACUAAACGAAGCGUGCAGCAGCCCGGUGCUGUCGGUGAGCGGCGACAGCGUGCACCUGCUGGCGCGGACCGACGCCGUGCUGCUCGAGCCCGCGCUCUUCGUGCUCAUGCUCAAGGCUUGGCGACAUCUCGAUACCACGCAGGUGACUUGGGACAUUGAUUACGGCGGCGGCGGGGGCGGUGACGGUAACGGUAGCGGCAUGUUACCGCAGCGCGGGUCGGUGCUGGCGCUGUGGCUGUGGAGCGCGCGGGCACUGCUGCGCGACUCGCAUCCGCGCCGCGCCUUCAACCACUACCAGAUGAACCGCGCCGCGCUGCUGCACCAUCUGCUGCUCGCAUGCAAGCGCACCCACACCAGAGAGAGAGAGUGA